Anopheles bellator is the source of this 1984-nucleotide messenger RNA. RefSeq names its product pyruvate dehydrogenase E1 component subunit beta, mitochondrial (gene Pdhb). Gene Ontology annotation, molecular function: pyruvate dehydrogenase (acetyl-transferring) activity. The transcript is spliced from 6 exons. Bases 160 to 1221 code for a protein of 353 amino acids. Gene Ontology annotation, biological process: pyruvate decarboxylation to acetyl-CoA. The record is from RefSeq and is a predicted model, not a curated record. NCBI's taxonomy places the organism in Eukaryota, Metazoa, Arthropoda, Insecta, Diptera, Culicidae.
CGCGAGAGUAAAAUUGGCGAACGUCGUACGUUUGAAAUCGAACCGCGAGGACGAAGUACUUCGAGUGACCCUUUCCGCGGGUAUUGUUGCUGGAUUGUUUGUUUCCGAUCGACCCAUUCUAAUCGUCCGCAAAAGUGCAAUCAAAAUCAAACGCUCACGAUGAUGCUAGCCAGUGCCGUGCGCAAUCUAUCGCGCCGAUCCUUUUCGACCUCCAAGGUACUAGCAGCCCAGCAGCUGACCGUCCGCGAUGCCCUCAACGCCGCGCUCGACGAGGAAAUGGAACGUGACGAGAAGGUGUUCCUGCUGGGCGAAGAGGUGGCACAGUAUGACGGGGCAUACAAGGUUUCCCGUGGAUUGUGGAAGAAGUACGGAGAUAAGCGCGUGAUCGACACACCGAUCACGGAAAUGGGCUUCGCCGGUAUUGCUGUCGGUGCGGCGAUGGCCGGUCUACGACCAGUGUGCGAGUUUAUGACAUUCAACUUUUCAAUGCAGGCCAUUGAUCAGGUCAUUAACUCAGCCGCGAAAACAUUCUACAUGUCAGCCGGUACUGUGAACGUCCCGAUUGUGUUCCGCGGACCGAACGGCGCCGCCGCCGGUGUUGCCGCACAACACUCGCAAUGCUUCGGUGCUUGGUACUCGCACUGCCCCGGACUGAAAGUUGUAUCGCCAUACGAUAGCGAGGAUGCCAAGGGUCUUCUGAAGGCAGCCAUUCGUGACCCCGAUCCGGUAGUUGUGCUAGAAAACGAAAUGGUAUACGGUGUAAGCUAUCCAGUUUCGGAUCAGGUGCUGGACAAAAACUUCGUUCUGCCAAUCGGGAAGGCGAAGAUUAUGCGCCCGGGUAAACACGUGACCCUAGUGGCCCACUCGAAAUCGGUUGAAACUGCCAUGCAAGCGGCGAACGAACUGGCCGGUAAAGGCAUCGAAGCCGAAGUAAUCAACCUACGAUCACUACGUCCGCUCGAUUCGGAAACGAUCUUCAAGUCGGUGCAAAAGACUCACCACCUAGUGACGGUGGAGCAGGGAUGGCCGCAAAGCGGCAUCGGGUCGGAAAUUUGUGCACGAAUUAUGGAACAUGAGACGUUCUUCCACUUAGAUGCCCCUGUUUGGCGUGUAACUGGUGUUGAUGUGCCAAUGCCGUAUGCCAAAACGCUUGAAGCCGCUGCCCUGCCACAAGUACCUGAUGUAGUGAGUGCCGUCAAUAAGGUGCUAGGUGUGAAGUAAAGCAAAUCUCAGCCACUCCAUCCGGAGCAUCACCGAACCUCCUUUAAGACCCAGUCGAGCAUACCAAGUAGCGUCGGUUCAUUGUAAAGUAGGUGUGCAAUGUUUGUAAUUCGGACAUUUGGCACAGAGUUCAUUUUUUCUUAUGUACACGCAUAUACAGCUGAUUGGGAAGUUGUUUAUAUUGUGCUGCAGUUUAAACACCUUCCAGAUCAAGUACCAUCACGAAAAAUUUAAUUGAGCGAUCAGCAAACGUCGUAAUCUUCAUGAUGUGCACUAGCGAAAAGAGAAAUGAUCAUGAAUUCGCGAACCUAUUGCUAAUUUAUUAAUCUUUGGUGUAGUUUAUUUCUUUUAUCUUUUCGACCACCCGCUCCCGCAUCGAACAUAAGGGCCUGAACGUAACUGAACAGAUAACCACAACUUUUAAACUUAACCACCCACAUUACAAAACCUCUUAACCAUUGCCAUCAGCGAUCGCUGUGACGCCGUGUAUUAAAAAACCAUGUCAAAAACAGCAAAAAAACAGCCAUCGCAUUAAAAUAACGAAUACCAAGAAUCAAUCGCGUCAGUUCUACGUACACAAAUUUGUAUAUAAACUAGCCACGAGAUAAUGUAUCCGUAAAGAUUCGUCCAUCGAAAUACAGGACAGUUACGCCAAGACACGACGGUGGCCGAACGGAGAAAGCAUUAGAACAGCAAUGAAAUCUGCCUUUCGUAAGUAAGAAGUGAAGCUGGGUCAAAUAAAUUUAGUUGAAAAAAACUUCUC